Molecule: messenger RNA, 2438 nt
Organism: Vidua macroura (Pin-tailed whydah)
Lineage: Eukaryota; Metazoa; Chordata; Aves; Passeriformes; Viduidae
Product: tigger transposable element-derived protein 3-like
Cellular component (GO): nucleus
Molecular function (GO): DNA binding
Source: RefSeq, a predicted model, not a curated record
CGUUGCGACCGAUGUCAUCUGUGGUGGCGUGUCCGUUGGCAUGGCCGCAGGCAUCACUGGCUGUCCCUCCUCUCGUCUCUGUGACAGGUUUCGCCAUCACCAAACCCGACAUCCUGGCCGAGGUGGAGCGAGGGGACGAGGGGGUGGCGGCCCCAGCGGGGCGUUACGGGGAGCACCGGAGCCCCCGGCCACACGCGGGCCCCGCCGGCCCCUCCCAGGGGGACUGGCAGGGGAAGGAGGUGAAGAGCGAGGACGGGCUGUCCCCACCGCCCCGCUCGCCCCCGGCCCGCCACGCCGGCCCCGCCGAAUUCCUCGUCCCGCUGCGGGAACGGGGCUGCAGCUACUGCGGCCUCCUCGAGACGGAGCCGAAUCCCGGUGCCGGUAACGGGGGGUUCAUCGCCGCACCCCCCGCCUUCGAGAGCCGCCGCUGCCGGCCCGGGGAGCCGCCGCCGGAUUGUGCCGAGUGCGGCCGAGGCAUGGGGCAGAAGCCGGACCUGGUGCGGCACCGGCUGGGGCGCGGCACGGAGCUCGGCUACGCCUGCGGCCGCUGCGGCAGAGGCCUCGCCGAGCCGGCGGGGCUGGGGGCCACGGGCGGCCCCCACCGCCCGGGCCCCUGCGCCGGGCGCUCCCCGGGCACGGCGGAGGGAGCGGCGGCGGCGCCGCGGAAGGAGCGGAAGGAGCUGUCGCUGACCGAGAAGGUGCGCGUGCUGGAGAUGCUGGAGGGCCCCAAGGUGUCGCAGAGCGAGCUGGCCAAGCGCUUCGGGGUGUCGCAGCCCCAGAUCUGCCGCAUCAUCAAGAACAAGGAGCGCAUCCUGAGCGAGUGGCACCGCAACGGCGACCCCGAGCGCAAACGCAAGCGGGAGGGGAAGGACGCGGCGCUGGAGGCCGCGCUGCUGCGCUGGGUGGAGGGCGACCUGCCCGUGGGCCGCCCGCUGCUGCAGCUCAGGGCCAGGCACCUGGCCCGGCCCGAUGCCGAGCCCGGCGGCGGCUGGCUGGCUCGCCUGGGCCUCGCCGGCAAGAAGCCGCCGGCGGAGAAAGGGGACGCGGAGCAGCCCACGGCGGAGCACUGGGCCGGCGCGGUGCUGCCCGGGCUCCUCCGCAGCUACGGGCCUGCCGAGAUCUUCGCCUGCGGGGAGACCGCGGUGCCGCUGCCGGCCGGCGACCGCGGCAAGGGCGAGAGCCCCGGCGAGCGGCUGACGCUGCUGCUCUGCGCCAACGCCAGCGGCUCGGAGAAGGUGCCGCUGCGGGCGGUGGGGGACAGCCCCCGGCCGCGCUGCCUGCGGGGCGUCAACCUGGAGCAGAUGCCGUGGAGCUACCGCGCCGGCAGCCUGGCCGGCCUGACCGCCCCGCUCUUCGCCGAGUGGCUGCAGGAGUUCAACGAGGGGAUGCGGCGGCAGGGCAAGAGCGUCCUGCUCCUCCUGGCCAAGCACGAGGCGCACCCCUACCUCCAGCUGUCCAACGUCAGGAUGGUCUUCGUCCCGCCGGCCACCGCCCUGGCCCAGCCCCUGGACCGCGGCAUCGCCGGCGACCUCAAGGGCCACUACCGGCGCCGGCUGCUGCGGUGGCUGCCGGCGGAGCGCGGCGCGGGGCAGCCCAGCCUGCUGGAUGUGCUGCACAUGCUGGCACAAGCCUGGGGCGAUGUUCAACCGGGCCUCAUCGCCGGCUGCUUCCGCGCCGCCGGCUUCACCCCCGACGCCGGCGCCGAGGCCGUGUCCCUGACCUCGGCGCCCGGCCUGCCCGGCCGGGAGCAGCUGGAGCGCGACGGGGACCCGGCGGAGGCGGACGGGGACGAGGGCAUGGCGGAGGGCAAGGACGCGGGCGAGCCGGCAGCCGUGCCGCCCUGCCCCUCGGAACGGGAGGUCUGGAGGAGCCUGGCCACGCUGAGGAGGUACCUGGAGUGCCAGGCCACCUCGCCGGACCUCUUCCAGGCCUUCUACGAGCUGGAGGACGCGGUGCACAUGGUGUCAGCCGGCGCAGGGCGAGCCUUCCUCGGGGACAGCCCUCCCCAGCAGUGAGCGGGCGUGCCCGUGAGAGGGGCCGGUGCUCCUUGGGGCCGUCGCCAGCCCGGCCUGGCCUCUGUUCCCUGCAGUGGUGCCGUGGGGUUUGCCGUGGGUCUGUAUGGCCCCGUGGGAUCACCACGCGUGGGGGCUGUGGAGUGUCACCCGUGGGGCAGUGGCAGUGCUGGGGACACACAGCUGCUGCCAGAACCUUCUCCCAGGGAGUGGCUGCUGCAGCCAGCAGGAAACAAAGUGGAGCUGCUGCCAGCGGGGAUUUGCCCUGAGUGGGGCAGUUGUGACUGCCGUGGGGGGAUGUGGGCGGUGCUGGGGUGUCCCCGUGCUGGGGACGGCAGCUCCUUCCCACGGGGGAGUCGGGUGCUGCUGUCGCCACGUGGCGCCCGGAGGAUUGUUACAGGCAUUAAAAAGCUGGAAUUCAGCAAA